Messenger RNA from Gadus morhua (Atlantic cod), 2599 nucleotides. Its product is annotated as small conductance calcium-activated potassium channel protein 3-like. Gene Ontology annotation, biological process: potassium ion transport. The transcript is spliced from 9 exons. NCBI's taxonomy places the organism in Eukaryota, Metazoa, Chordata, Actinopteri, Gadiformes, Gadidae. The record is from RefSeq and is a predicted model, not a curated record. Bases 337 to 1896 code for a protein of 519 amino acids. Gene Ontology annotation, molecular function: small conductance calcium-activated potassium channel activity; calmodulin binding. Gene Ontology annotation, cellular component: membrane.
UCGACCUUUCCCCUCUGGAGGCGGGACAAAGGGGGCAAGGGAAAAGACGGCCGCGGCGACCGGAAGGGCCCGAAGAAGCAGCCGCCCGCGCGGCAGAACGCCGGUCACAAGGAGAAGAACAGAGCCAAGAAGCCGGAGGGUCCCCGGCCGCACCAGGAGAAGACCCCCGCACCCCCAUCCCCCGCCUCCUCCUACAGGGGCGGCCCGGGGACCCCCCACCGCGGGUCCCCUUACCGGGUGACCUGCCGCUCCCACCUGGAGGCCAGGGAGACCGCCGUGGGCUGGGGCGCCGCGGGGGAACGCCGCCACGACCCCACACCGGACGUUGCCGUGGAGAUGCGCGACCGCCGCACGGUCCCGGAGAUCAUCAUCACGGCCAGAGACGACGUGGACGAGGAGCUGGAGGAGUCCCGGAUCUACACGGUGGAGGGGGGGGACCAGCGUGGCCCGCUGCCCGGGGCGGAGGGCCCCGGCCCCAGCCCGGCCCCCGCCCCGGGGCCCCAGGAGUCCAAACCGGACAUGAAGGACGACCAGUACUGGAAGACCCACAGCAUCGGCUGGAGGCUGGUGCGGCGCAGGGCUCUGUUCGAGAGGAGGCAGCGGCUCAACGACUGUGCCCUGGCCGUGGGGAUCUUCGGGGUGGUCGUCAUGGUGAUGGAGACGGAGCUGUCCUGGGGUGUCUACAGUAAGAGUUCCAUCUACUCCAUAGUGCUGAAGUCGGUGAUCAGUGUGUCCACCGUGCUCCUGGUGGGCCUGAUCGUGGCCUAUCACUGCUGUGAGGUGCAGCUCUACAUGCACGACAACGGCGCAGAGGACUGGCGCAUCGCCAUGACGAUGGAGCGGGUCACCCUGAUUGCGCUGGAGCUCGUGGCGGUGGCCAUCCACCCGUACCCCAUGGGCGUGCUGGCCUACGUCCAGAAGGUCCCGCCCAGCUCGGAGACGGAGCUGGAGAUCAUGCUGGCUCUGCCCAUGUUCCUCCGACUCUACCUGCUGGGCCGGGCCAUGAUGCUCCACAGCCGGCUCUUCACAGACACCGCCUCGCGCAGCAUCGGCGCUCUGAACAAGAUCCACUUCAACACCCGCUUUGUGGGCAAGACGCUGAUGACCACCUACCCGGGCACUGUGCUCAUGAUCUUCAGCGUGUCCCUGUGGAUCGUGGCGGCGUGGGGUUUGCAUGUUUGUGAAAGGCACCACAACUACAGGGACCUCAGCAGCAACUACAUGGAGGCCCUGUGGAUGGUCUCUGUGACCUUCCUGUCCAUUGGCUACGGGGACGUGGUGCCCCACACCUACUGCGGUCGCAGCAUCUGUCUGCUCACAGGGAUCAUGGGGGCUGGCUGCACAGUGUUGGUGGUUGCCGUGGUUGCCAGGAAGCUGGAGCUUACCCGAGCAGAAAAACACGUCCACAAUUUUAUGAUGGAUUCCCACAUCUCCAAAGAGAUCAAAUCUGCAGCGGCAAACGUGUUGAGGGAGACUUGGCUCAUCUACAAACACACAAAGAUGUCGAGGGAGAGGGACCACACCAGGGUCCGCAUGCACCAGAGGAAGCUGCUGCUGGCCAUCCACCAUCUGCGCAGCGUGAAAAUGGAGAAGAGAAAACUGGCCGACCAAGCUAACUCACUUGUUGAUCUCAGCAAGGUGGGAGAGAUGCAGAGCCUGAUGUACGACGUGCUGUCGGAGGUGCAGGGCUGCCGGGGAGAGCUGGACACGCACGUCAACAGCCUGGAGAAGCACGUGGAGGAGUUGAGAGAGGGCUUCCGGAGCCUCAUGCCUCUCCUCUCCAACACGCUGUCCACACAAAACUCCUCCAUCCGCCACCUGCUGUGGGAGAGGGAGACCCAGGCGGAGAACGCCGCCACCGCCACCACCACAAGCGGGGGCGGCGGAGCACAAUAGGGCCAGACCGUGGAAACCAACGAUGGUGAGAAGGCCGGCUGGUGUUGCAAGGACAUGGAUCCAUCUCCUCAGGGUUGACAAAGAUCAGGACACACAAUAUCCCCCCCCCCCCCCCCAAGAGAUAAAAUCCUUGUUUGAGCUGAAACAAUGUAGUUACAGGUUUAGAAUAACUAGCAGUUUUGUAGAAAAAUGUGACAUGUAUUUUAAUGCAGCUCUAAUGGCGUACAAUUCAAAAUAAAACUCAAGUUACUUGGCAGUCCUCUUGUACAGGCCAUCGAUUCAAUUGUGCCAAGAAAUCCUCUGAACCGCUGGUUUAUGUCAGCCUGCUGUUAAAUAGAUCAAUUAAUUAUCUGAGAAGGGAAUGAGAACAUUCAUGUGAAUCAUAAUACGGUUUCUUUCACAAGUACUAAUAGCCCCAGUAGUUGUGUAAUAGGAUUAACAAGAAAGGGACAAGAAAGCCACAAUACGUAAAAAGUAAGGCAAGAACCACAGCAUUUUCUUUAGUCAAAACAAUAUUUUUUAUUAAGAGAGACAGAGUUGGAAGUCCAUGUACAGCAUAAACUGAUCUCCCAAUGAGCACAGUGAAAUCCUGUAUUGCCCAGUCAGUUCAGCCAGGCUGAUCCUGAAUGACGAUCGAUUUGUUUGGUCUUGAAUGAAGUACCGCCUGCCAUGUUGGUGCAGAAGACGCUGACAUUAACCGCUC